AUGCCUAAAACUGCAAAAAACCCUUUGGAAGAUCUGGGAAGAAGAAGAUCAUCGCGUGUGAGGUUUUCAAACGUCAACUAUAAUGAAGACGAUUCACAUGAUGAGGUGGAAGACAAAGACAAAGAGGUAGUACAGCAGAAUGAGUCUAGUUCCGACGAAUCAGAAAGUGAAAAUGAUAAAGAGAAAGAUGAUGAAUAUGUUCCUAGUGGUCAACAUAAAAAGAAAAGAAAAGAUGCCAGUAACUCAACUAGACCACGCUCCAACCCAAAGAAAUCAAGAGGGAAAAAACAAUCGUCCAAAAACUACUACAAUGAAUUAGAAGAAAACUUGGUAGAGAAUAAUAUUUUCAAGUCGUUGGAAGAUCCUGAAGUUUCGAUUGUUGAACUUGCUAAUGACUGGUUGGAAGAAUACCAAGAAAAUAAAGAUAUCGCAACCAAAGAUUUGAUUAAUCUAAUUUUGAGAAGCUGUGGCUGUUUGUCUCAAUUAGAGACACAUGAUGUCUACAAUAUCGAAGCAUGCUCUAAUACUGUUACCGAGCUCGAGGCUAAUUUUCAGAAUCAAGUACUUCAUGAGUUCCCAUUUACUAGUAAAUCAAGGAAUUUCAAGCAUUUUAAGAAUAACUUCUUAGAAUUCUUUAAGCAGACCAUUAUUCUUUCGAGUGAGAAAAACAUUCUUAUUGGAGAUCCCUCUGAUGCAGAAAAAGACGAAAAUGAAGGUGCUGAGGAAGAAGGUAGCUUUUUUGAAAAUUUGCUUAUUUGGCUUUCUCAUUUGUCAGCCAGCACCAUAAGACCGUUAAGAUACGUGACUACUAAUAUAUUGCUAAGUAUUCAAACAACAGUUUGUGAGAUUUACGUUAAAGUUAUUAAGAACCAGGAUAAGAAUUCCAACAAUUUAAAUGCUGAAAAUGAGAAGCUUGCGGCUACCCAAAAGAAAUUGAAAGCCAAAAGAAUAUCCAAGGCUGAACAGCAAAAAUUCAAUCGUGAUCUUAAGAAGCAUCAAAAUCAUAUUGAGUCAAUUAAAAAGAAUUUGAAACUUUAUGAAUUCAACAAGUCCGUUUUAGGUGAAUACUUGUUUGACCUUUUCGAAACAGUGUUUGUAUUUAGAUUCAAAGAUACUGAUACAAAAAUUCGGAUAGAAUGUAUAAAAAGUCUAUAUACGUGGAUGGAUUUAUGUCCGGAGUAUUUCUUUGAGAACACAUACUUGAAAUAUUUUGGCUGGUGGCUAUUCGAUGAAAAAAUUUCUGUCAAAGCUGAAGUGCUAAAAGUUUUAACAAAGUUAUAUAAGAACAGUGACAACUCUAUUAUUAGCGGCUUGAAGCAAUUCACUGAAAGAUUUAAGAAAAUCAUCAUUAGCUCGCUUCUUAAAGAAAAUGAUCACAAUAUUAAGGCUCAGUGUUUAAAUGUUCUUAUUGAAAUCAAUAAGAUGGGAUUUUUAGAUGAUUCAGAGAUUUUGAAAAUCAAUAAUUUUAUGUUUUCCGUAUUGAAAAAUGAUGCCACUGAUGUUAUCAAUGAAUUUAACAACGUUCCUGAAAUUCAUAAGCAGAUGAAGAAUAACAGCAAAUUGUUGAAUGAAUUAGUCAAGUUUAUCAACAUUGUUGAAACUGAGAGAUCCAGUGAUUUAAUUGAAAAAUUCAAGUUGAAUAUAUCGGUGUUUGAAAAAAAUAACAAUAUUGGUAUCCAUGAAAUCAUCAAGUUCAAAUCGUUAAUCAAAAUAGUCAAUCACUCCAAGAAUUUCAAGAAUGGUACUAAUUCUGAAGAUGAAAAUGAAAAUGAUAAAGAUGAAGAAUUUGAGGAUGGUCUAACGUCCGACAUUUCAACGAUAGUCAAAAAGUAUUCUUCUGAACAUAUUCCAAAUGAUAUUCUGUCUUCAGGUUUCAGAAAGUUCUUCAUUAAUGGUAAUAGUAAAAAUAAAGAUGAACUACCGCCAGCCAUUUAUAUCAACGAGAUUUUUAGACUUGGUCUUCUAUUAUAUAAAAAUUUUCCUUCAUACUUCAAGUCUUGGAAAUUCUUACUCCAAUAUUUGACCACGGAUUUGUCGUCCUUUAACUUGGAAGAUUCUGAUAAUGCGGUUUCUGUCGAUUCUGAAUUUAAAAAGCUUCUCGAGUUGAAUGAAAGUGAAGAAUUCUUUUUAUUGUGCUUUUUGUAUGGUGUUUUAUAUGGUGUGCUAUCAAAAGAGCCAAUCAACUAUUAUAUUGAGGAUUACAGUGAAAAGAAGAAAACAAAAAUGACAAAGAAAGAACUUGAGCUAAAAAAAGCUGCUGAAAUGGAAGCCGAAGAGCUAGAAAAUGUAAAAGAGGCUAAUGCUAAAUUGGCCAAAACUAAUAUGGAUGAUGGUGUUGCGGAAGAUGACUCUGAUCAUGAGGAACAGGGAAUUGAUGUCACUUUUGAGGUCGGCGAUGAUGGCGCUGAUGCUGACGAUGAUCACGAUGAUGAUAUUAAUAAAGUUGAAUCAACUGAAAAGAUUAUUGGUCAAUUAAUUAAUCAUUUGCCGGUAUUGAUUGAAAAGUUUGAACCUUCUAGCUAUAACUUGCGUGUGAUUCUCAAAAUCUUUUUUGAUUUGGUGAUAGAUGAUGAGAGAGCAUUGAGCACAUCCAACAAUUCUUCGGAAAGUUUUAUUAUAUUUUCUAAGGUUAUCAAAAAGCUUUUGACUAUCUUUAAAAAUAUUAGUGGCUCUAAUAGUUCAGCAAAUGACGACAUCUCAAUUUUGAAAAUUGAAUUCGAAAAAUUCUUUGAAAUUGUUCGAAUUGCCAUCAAUAACGAUGAAUUAGAUAGUGAGUUCAAAUUGCUCAUUCAAAACUUGAUGAUUGAACUUUCAUUAGAACUCACCAAUGUAAUGUCUUCAGUGACAUCACAAGACACCUCAAUGACUAAACUAAAUGUUGCCAAGAAUUUGAUAGAUAAUGUUGGGUUAGUUAUCAAGAAGAUUUUGAUUGUUGGUCAGUCAUUUAACAUCUCUGAAUAUUUGAAUGAUGCUUUGAUUGAUGAAAUUGGUGAUAAAGUUAUAAGCCCUCUCGCUUAUUAUAAUUCAGAUGAUUUACUAUAUGAUUGUGAUGUCGAUGUAAUUGAGAUAUCGAUAUCUAAAAACAAAGAGAAAGAGCUGAACAGUUUUUCUAAAAAUUUUGAGUUGAUUUUAAACCUAUAUUUGAACUACUGCAGCUGGAAGCUAUUGAAAUUGUAUGACUUCGCUGAAGAUCAGUCUAGCACUUUUAUCAAUCAGUUGGAUGAUGCUUCACAAGAACAUAAUGGUAAACCUUCGAUAAGUAAAUAUCUUGGGAAGUAUCAGACUGUUAUUGAUCAAUUAGAAGAAUUUCUUAUUGGUGAUGAGUCUGCCAGAUUGAGUCAAUUGCUUUUUAAAUUGAAAAUGAAAGCUGGAAAAUAUUUGGCUGACUUGUUGAUUGCUCUCAAGUUGUUUCAAAAUACUUUUAUGAAUACUAAUAAAUUGAGUGACCACUUCGACGAUUUUGAUUUCUACUUGGAUAGCCAAAUCAAUUUAGACCUCAGUAUUGACUUGAAGAAAGCUUUUGAAACCAUUUUUUUGCAUUUAGAAAGUGAUAUGGCAAAGUACUUGAAUGUUCAGUUGGAUAGAAAUGAUGACGAAGAUGUUGAUUUUGGAUUUAUUGAAGAUGUUGAUGAUAAUAAAGAGGCUUCGUUUGAAUCCGAUAUGAUGCAGCAACGUAUAAUUAAUCAGGAGACAAAUUUGAUUAGUUUUGUCCUAAAAUUAUUGGAUUUGAGAAAUGUCAAAUUAGUUGAUAAACUCUUUUUGCAAAGAAUAUAUUUAAAUAAGAAGAAGCUUGGGGGAUUAUACAUGAGUGUUGUGGAUUCAAAAGAUAAUGUUGAUAUAUCAGAAGCUCUGACAGCUAUUGAGAAACAAGAAAGACCUUAUGAGUCCCAGGAAAAGCAUGACGAAAUAGAAAAGGAAGACCAAGAAACUCAAUUGAAUAAUAGUGAUGAAGAUGAAAUCGAUGAUAACAAAGAGCAGAUAGUUUUGAAAGCGCCUAGAAGACCACCAAUUAUUCAAUCUUCUGGUGCAUCCCAACUGAUUCAAUCUUCCCCUGAUGACCCAAUCAUCGAUGACAGCCAAAAUGAUAAUAACCUUGCUCUGUCAGAGGUUGGCAAAGGAAAAAAGAGGUGUACUUCUGAGUUUUUCAAAAAACCAAAUGGAGAGGAUCUUGAUGAUAACGAUUAUUUAUUGCUCUCUGAUACUGAUGCAUCGGCUGUUGGAAGCACCCCGAAAAGGAGAAAGACAAGCAGUAUAGUCUCCAAAAAAUCUAAAAACUCUGAUAUUGGAGCUAGAGCCAGUAUAUCAUCCAAACUUCGAAACUCAAGAGGAGUUGAUGAUAAUCUUAGUGACCUGGAUGUUAUUGAAGACUAA
Molecule: messenger RNA, 4371 nt
Organism: Saccharomycopsis crataegensis
Lineage: Eukaryota; Fungi; Ascomycota; Saccharomycetes; Ascoideales; Saccharomycopsidaceae
Gene: IRR1
Product: cohesin subunit IRR1
Exons: 1
Coding region: 1-4371 (1456 amino acids)
Biological process (GO): sister chromatid cohesion
Cellular component (GO): chromatin; cohesin complex; nucleus
Molecular function (GO): chromatin binding
Source: RefSeq, a predicted model, not a curated record